Molecule: messenger RNA, 2124 nt
Organism: Ilyonectria robusta
Lineage: Eukaryota; Fungi; Ascomycota; Sordariomycetes; Hypocreales; Nectriaceae
Product: general substrate transporter
Exons: 5
Coding region: 472-2046 (524 amino acids)
Biological process (GO): transmembrane transport; carbohydrate transport
Cellular component (GO): membrane
Molecular function (GO): carbohydrate:proton symporter activity
Source: RefSeq, a predicted model, not a curated record
CCAGGAUCGUCGAGUUGCAUCGGGUUAGCAUCGCCAGCUUCACCGCGGUUGUGGCCGGGGAACACCGCCUGUACGAACCACGAGUCUCCCCAUCGUCCCCUAGCUCAAUGCCUUUCUCCAGGGUUCGCUACCCCACGGGGCACCAUCCGUCAAUUCGCGCUAAUGUCGCAUGCGCCGCUGUCGGUAAACUUGCGAGGAUGGGCCUCACAUGGCCUUCAUCGCGUGCGUGUCCGGGUUCAUGGGUAGCCUGAUGUUGGCUUCUGGGCUCGACUAACAAGAUCUUGCUUUGGCUUCGCUUUCGGCCGGUGACGAGAUAUAUAAAGUCCCGCCUCGCGUCUCCCUGUUGUUGUUUGCAAGGAGGCAUGACUCAAGGCUGGCACGAAAACCUUGCAGCUGAAUUCUACAUCUUCUACUCGCUUCAUCCGAGUCUCAACACCCUCGUCCCGGUCCUGUCUACCCAACACAGACGUCAUGGAGUCCAAGGAGACACACGUCGAUGCGAUUGACCGCGUCGACUCUGCAGAGAAUCAUGUCCCGCAGGGCUCAGCACUUCCGUUCUGGAAACAGACGGAGCUGCGAAAGCUCUACGGAAUGAUGCUCUUCCUCUUUCUCGGCUCGACGACUCUCGGCUAUGAUGGCAGUCUUCUCAAUGGGCUGCAGACAAUGGACUCGUGGCAAGAAUUUUUCGAUCAUCCCACCGGUAGCCGCCUCGGAAUCUUUGGAGCGUUCCCCGGAUUCGGAGGGUUGUUCGUUCUCCUAUUCGCACCAUAUAUCGCCGACGGUCUUGGCCGGAAGAAGGGCACUGCCAUCGGAUGCGUCUUCGUCAUAGCCGGAGCGCUGAUGCAGUGUUUCCCGAAACAAUCGCACUCCGGACGAGACGCCCUGUACCUCGCCGGCCGCUUCAUCAUGGGCUUUGGCUCCAACAUCUCCAACGGCACCUGCCCUCUCCUCAUCACCGAGGUCGCCCAUCCACGACACCGCGGCCGGGUCACGACGAUUUACAACACUGUUUGGUACCUGGGAAGCAUCGUUGCCGCCUGGGUUUGCUUCGGCACGUUGCAGAACCAGACCGGAAACAUCCAGUGGGUGCUGCCGACGGGCCUGCAAUGCCUCAUGCCCGGAAUCCAGCUGCUGGCCAUUUGGUUUGUCCCCGAGAGCCCGAGAUGGCUCAUCAGCAAGGGAAGAGAAGAAGAGGCCCGCCAGAUUCUCGUCAAGUACCACGGCAACAACGACCAGGACGAUGACUUUGUGCGCUGGGAGUUUGCCGAGAUCACCAACACCUUGAGACUGGAGCGCGAGUCAUCGUCAAACAACGGCUGGAUGGAGUUGAUUCGAACAAAGGGAAACCGCAAGAGGUGUGGACUGAUCAUCGCGACCGCUAUUUUCUCGCAGUGCAGUGGCAACGGUCUCGUUUCGUACUACCUUUCAACCAUUCUCGAUACUAUUGGCAUCACCGAGUCCGUCACGCAGGCAUACAUCAACGGAGGCCUCACCAUCUGGUGCUGGCUAGUUUCGCUCUUCGCCGCCUUCUUCGUCGACCGAAUCGGACGCCGAGUUCUAUUCUUGUUUGCCGGCGUCGGCAUGCUCAUCUCCUUCUCCAUCUGGACAGCCUGCAGCGCCGUGUACGCCAAGACCGAAUCAUCUUCGGCGGGUAUUGGAGUUGUGGCCAUGAUCUUCCUCUUCUACGGCGUGGCUGGUGCUGCAUGGCCUGGUCUCACCGUCUCGUACACCGUGGAGAUUCUGCCUUAUAAUAUCCGCGCCAAGGGAUUGACUCUUUGCUUCUGCUUCACUGCUCUCAGCGGAGUCUUCAACCAAUAUGUGAACCCUCUGGGUAUUCAAGAGUUGGAGUGGCGUUUCUACUUUGUCUACAUUGCUGUUCUUAUUAUUGAAUGCUUGGUUAUCUACUUCUUCUUUGUGGAGACAAUGGGUCCUACUCUGGAAGAAAUUGCCGUCCUCUUUGACGGUAAGGAUUCAGCCGCCGGCAUCGCACAGGCACAGGCGAAGGAAAAGGUCAUGAGCACGACUAAGGAAGUCGAACAUGCCUAAACGCAAGAUAUAAGGGCUCCUUCUGUGUCCUUUAAGUAGCUUAGUUGAGCCUUUAAGAGAAAUAUCUUGGUUCUAUGA